This is a messenger RNA of Tilletiopsis washingtonensis, 1003 nucleotides long. RefSeq lists its product as hypothetical. Lineage: Eukaryota; Fungi; Basidiomycota; Exobasidiomycetes; Entylomatales. The transcript has a single exon. The coding region runs from base 335 to 874 and encodes 179 amino acids. The record is from RefSeq and is a predicted model, not a curated record.
AGAACUGCAGUGACUGGUGUGAGCCCUCCACCCGCAAUGCCCUCAUGCUAUAUGCGCCGCACCUGCUUCUGCCCCUCGAGCUCCUUGCGCCGGUAGUCAUCCAGGUCCUCGACGUCGUCGUGCGCCGCGAGGCCCAGCUUCUCCUUGACGCCCGCAUCGCCCAGCGGCUUGCCGUCGGCGCCGACGCCCUUGUCGCCCGGCGCGGCGGCGGCCGUGUGGGCGCUGGUGCUGCUGCCGAGACUGGUGCGCGGCGCACCGGCGGUGGGGGCGACGUGCGACAUCUGCGGUGCGGGGAAGGUGGUGGAUGAAAGGCAGGGCCCGAUGGGGCUGAUGGAUGAGGUCGUGUGCCGGUGGGCGCCGGGCAGAGGACGGCGUCGCUGCUGUGCCUCGUGCAGCGCUGCGGCUCUGUGCAUCUCAGCAGCCCAGCCCGGCAGAUGGGCUCGGCUCCUCCCUCUCGCCGUUCCCGCUGCCAGCCGCUGGCCUCCGCUGUCGCCUGUGCAUGCUCGUCGAGGGCUCGGGGCACGGUCCGCGGCCCGAGUGCGAGACGCGAGACAAGGCGCGCUAUUUUGCCGCAGUGACGCUGCGCCGCAAAGGCACCCGCAGCCGUCUCUUCGGCUCGCGCUGGCGGCUGCACCCCUCCCGCCGUCUCUGCACGUCGGACGCUGGCCGCUCGCCUGCUGCUGACGAUGACCCGCUCAGCGCCGUGCAGGAUGCCGGGCUCGGCGCAACUGCUGAGGUGCAGCAGCACCCAGGUGCAGCGUCAGCUGCAGAGGCGGCAGCGUGCAGCAUGAGCGAUGGCAGAGCAUCGGGCCGGAGGGACAGCGGCGCAGGCCGAGAGACACCGCGUGCUCCCUGGUGCUGGUGCUGGUGCUGAGGUGCCCUUUGGGGCCCUUGGUGACGCACGCGGCGGCUCUUUGGCCCCGACGAAGUGCCGCGUUGGCCCCUCUCGCCGAGCUGAGGGACGACGCGAGAGAGCAGCCGAGGCACGCACGACGGAAGACCA